Neurospora crassa OR74A is the source of this 1016-nucleotide messenger RNA. RefSeq lists its product as hypothetical. The transcript is spliced from 2 exons. The record is from RefSeq and is a predicted model, not a curated record. The coding region runs from base 1 to 741 and encodes 246 amino acids. Lineage: Eukaryota; Fungi; Ascomycota; Sordariomycetes; Sordariales; Sordariaceae.
AUGCAGCUCACCACGCUCGUCGUCACUUCUCUCGCCGCAGGCUCCGCCUCCGCCUUCCACUGGGGGACCAGCGCCCCUCCCGCGGGCUUUGGUGCUGCCGCCGCCGCUACCGACGCUGUCGCUCCUGCUCCUGCUGGUUUUUCCAGUCCUCCUUCUGGUCCCCCUUCUCCCGGUGCUCCUGGAGCCAGACGUCCAGUCCAGGCUGAUAUGGAGGAGGAAGAUGCCGCCGUCACUGCCACUGCCGAAUAUGAACCUGAUUGUGAAGAAGAUGAAGAGUCUGUCGGUGAGGGCGAGGACAACGACGCCGUUGUCGCCUCGAGCACCACCAUCUUCUGCCCUACGCCUACCAGCUUUAUUUGGAAUGGAGCUCCUGUCGCGGUGACAGCUCCAACUGUUCUCACCCUUCCGUGCACUACCGAUGCUGCGGGUGCUACUGCCGCUCCCUUCCACCCCCCUCCCGCUCGUCCUCCCCACGGUCCUCACGGCCCUUGGUCCGCCUGGGGUUCCGCCGCCCCGGCCCCGAACUCGUUCUCUACGGCUUGCGACUCGUUCGUCACCCAGACUGCCGUCGCCACGGCUACCACUACAGAGAUGGUUAUCCCUGUUACUCAUGCCGAGCCAACUUGGACCAAGGCUCCUGCUCAACCUAGUGUUGUGAUGGCUGGUGCCGCACGUGGUUACCCUGCCGCUGCCGCUGUGUUGGCUGUGGUUCUUGGUAUGGUUGGAGUUUUUGGCUUUUGAGAACACGAUCUGGAUAAGUUUCUUUUGUUUGCUUUUCCUGGGUCAUGAUGUAUGGAUGAAUGGACUGUCACAGACAAUUGGUAAGCGCUGAUGGUGUAACUUGACAUCUAUCUAACUGCCUUUGAGAUGAUCGUGCUAUCUUGGGGAUUUCGCUUCUCUCUCUUUUUUUCUUUUUUUUUUCUUUGCUAGGGUUUUGCUUUCUUGUUUAGAUUUGUAUUUUGAGAGUAGUUUCGUCCCAUUCUCGUGCUGUGAUACUUUGCAUUUAGAGUACUUUU